Molecule: messenger RNA, 636 nt
Organism: Morchella sextelata
Lineage: Eukaryota; Fungi; Ascomycota; Pezizomycetes; Pezizales; Morchellaceae
Exons: 1
Coding region: 1-636 (211 amino acids)
Source: RefSeq, a predicted model, not a curated record
AUGCAGCGCCCUACUGUUAUUUUACGCUCUGGCGAGGCAGCCCCUACUGUCUCUACUGCCACCUCCGGUGUUGCUCCACCUACAGCCCCUCCCUCCACCUCCACUGAGUCUGCCCUUACCGCCCCUAUUCCCACCUCCACUGAGGCUACGUCUCCUACCGCCGCCUCCACGGAACAUACCCAAGCUUCACCCGCACCUAUCAACACUCUCACCACCGAGUCCGUUCCCAUGGAAACCCCCGUUCUCGAGACCACCCACACAGACGCCUGGACCCUCUCCACAUGCAGCAACCCCUGGCGCCCCUGGUCCAUGCACCUGCCCAAAAGGCGCGCCCGCCGCACCCUCACGCCGGCCCAGGUCGCCGACAAACAGAUCUACCUCCGUUGGAAGGCCUUUCGCGAGCGUCAGCGCCUCUUAAUUGAGCAGCGGGGUCCGCAGGUGAUCCAAUUUGCGGCGCGGGAGAGGAAGAAAGUGGUGAAGGUGGAGGAGGUGAAGGUGCAGGGGACGGUGGAGAAGGUGGAGAUGAGUGACGAGGAGAUGAAGGUGAAGUUGAGUGAGUUUCGAGAUAGGAUUCAGACACUUCUGAAGGGUUGGGGCGGUGACGCGCCGAGGAGGGAGGAGGGGAGCGGGGUUUGA